AAAGUGCUGCAAAGCGAGUGCGAUAACCGCAAGAACAUCCCCAAAGUCCUUUUUGUGCAAACUUCUGGUGAUUUACUUGAAGAUUAUGUGUGAUUGCCUUUUGUAAAUCGCGAAAUGAAUUAAUUUCGCCAAAAAUAUCUUUGCGCUGCGCGCACAGUGCAUCCAACCGGGCACGUCAAAUUCCCCAAAGCCAAUGUGAUGUGAGUGAGUUGUUGUGGACGCAAUUUGUGAAUUUCGCGGAAAACUCCGUAUUGUUUUUCUCGGGAAAAUGCUGAGAAAAGCUGAGUUCGAUUUGUGGUUGUGCACUUAGAUGAGUAUCUGGUGCGCAAUAAUUUUCGGAGUUUUUAUGCGUCCCCAUCAGCCAUAACAAUGGAACUUGGUGACCAUGUUUAUGCCGCCGAAAGGAUUAUAAAAAAACGAGUCCGUCGGGGUGUCGUCGAGUACUACGUGAAAUGGAAAGGCUGGAGCCAAAAGCACAACACAUGGGAACCGGAGGAAAACAUCCUCGACUCGCGGCUGAUCGACCUCUUCGAACGUAGCCAAAAGCUCGACCCCCACAAGCGCGGUCCGAAAAAGAAGGACCGACACCCCGAAAAGCAGCAAACGGAAACGGAAGACGAAGGACGUGCAAGCGGCGAAGAAAGUCAAGAUGAUGGCGUUACAAGCGCCGAAACCAGCAAAUCAACUCCACAAACAAAAUCCGAAUCAGCACCAAAUCCAGACGAUGAAGAUACAAGAGCCGAAUCCGAAGUAUCGUCAAAAUCACCAGUGCCAACAGGAGUCGACGAUAACGAAAAUUCAAACAGUUCAAGUAGCGAAGAUCGUAGACCGAUUUUGGCACGAUUGGAAAUCGGGACCAAGAGAAAAGCGGAAGUUUUGUCGAAAGAAAGUGGAAAAAUUGGAGUUACGAUCACCACCAGUAGUCCCACCAGCGCCAGUCCCCCACCAAAUAAGAAUUCGGAUAAGCAGGUGCAGAAGGCAUCAACCAAGCAGCAGCAGCAAGCAACGUCGACAAACCGUGCCAACGGCCGCCAGAAAAACGAAGAGGAAGCCUCAUCAGCAAUACCGUCGGCGUCAAGUCCGGCAGUUCUCACCGCCACAACUCCCCGGACUUCCACCGAUAAGAGUCGAAGUCCGGUCGACGCAACCCUCCCUCACUCCUCGACUAAAGAGCCGGCGUCUCCCAAACCGGUGGCGUCGCGAACCGACGAUAAACGGCCCGCCACCGAGCCCCCGGUGUCGUCGCCACCGCCGCCGCCGCCCCCGAAAAAACCCGAAGUGAGUAAAGAGGAACCGGAAAAAGAGUGCAGUGCGGGCGAUAAGAGCGGGGACGUUAAAGUGGCGGUAAACGGACACAAUAAUAAUAACAUGACUGACGAACUUCCGGUGUUGACGAGUCCGGGCUCGGAGUACUGGCUGGCGAGGAAUCCCGUCGCCGAUCAGGUUUUCAUAACUGACGUUACGGUGAACUUGAAGACUGUCACGAUUCGGGAGUGCAAGACGGAGAAGGGUUUUUUUAAAGACCGGGACGAUAAUAGUCAUUCUAGUGAUAUUGUUUGACUCUAUUUAUUUCGGUAGUUUUAAGUCGUGAAACGUAGUGAUGGGCUUAAGAUACCCGCGAGGGUAUCGUACAGGGUAGCUCCGUUUGCGAGCAAACUUUCCCCAAGGAUCUGAUAGAUUUUUAAUAGACUGUUGGUGCUAAUAUGGAUUUUCCGACUACCAGCCUGAACGAGUAGAUCACCAUUCGAUUUUUAUAGUGUCCUUCCCGAUUCAAUUUUUUAUUUCUGUGAUAACAAAGUCGUACUAACUUUUUAACAUGUCAGCUCCCCCAAACAUUUUUUUCGUUUUAGCAAGCCAGUCUGCUCAUUUAGGCCCGUGGUUUUAAUUUAUGACUAGUUAUUAUGUUAAGCAGCAACAAGAUCGGUUGUAAAAUUUUUCAUUCCACGGUGUGAGAGCCGGUUCGAUUGUAUAUACUGGAUAUAUCUACUAAUAUGCAUAGUUUUUUGUAUUUCUUUUUUUACUGUACCUUCUAGUAUUAGACGAUUGUUGAAACUUAUUUAUUAAUUGUAUUAAUUUAUUUCUUGUAUUAUUAUAUAAUACAGUAAUACCACAACUUACGUUCUGAUUUUAGUUUUGUCAUUACAAUCACACGUUUUAAUGUUAAUACAACUUCAGCUAAGAUAAUUUUACUUAACAAAUUUGUAUAUAUUGUGUAAAAUAUAAUUGAGUUGAAAAUAGUUGUUUCCGUUAAUAUAAGGUAUUUUUGAAAUAAAAAGUAGUCGCAGGCAGGGACUUUUAUUAAAACACCCGGCACGUUUCUAGUAAAGUAUAUUUUUACGUAACAAUUUGAUGAAACAUUGCACUAGGUUACAGUAAAAUACAAAAUAAUAAGACCUGUAGGUAAAUAUUUACAUUGAUAAGCUGUACAAGACUAUAAAAAUGAAGUAAAAUGUCAUUAAAAAAAUACAAAGUAAUAAAAUACAAUUAAACCUUCAUCGCAGGUACUUCAUAAAGCGAGUUAUAUCUUGUGUAUCUCCUCCCUUUCAGUUGUUGAAUGCCGUCGGAAAUCGACGUUCGCUUUGAGAAGAAAUCAACCAAAGGUUGAGCGUUUAGCACCGAUGCUAGGAACUGCUCCACUGUGAUGUACCACUGAAUCUCUGUUUUGGGGGUUAGGGGGUUCCCAUUUUUGUCAGGUGACUGUAACUAUUGCCUAAUUUUAAACAACUCUGGGAAUAAAUAAUCGUCCAAACCUCUUCUGCCUUUCCCGGAUUGUAAGCAGCAGCUGCCGAGACAAGACUAUCAUCAGACUCGUCUCGAUUAAUAAAGAAUUGUUUGCCAACGUCGCCUAAUUCUAACAGUAAAGUACCCACGUUUGCUAUGGCAUGAUACGUUUCCUUGUUGAAGAAAAAAUUAGAAAAAAAUUGGGGCAACAUUCAGCAAAAUACCUGAUCUUCCGGUUCCGUUUGGAAAAUAUCGUAAACAGUUUUCCACAGUGUUAUAAAGUGGGGUUGCGUCAUUUUCGGAACGGCUUUCAGGUUGAUUUUGCUGUCCUUUGAUUGGACUAAAUUGCGCAGGUUAGUUAAACUUUUAAUCUCCCAGUUGACUUCCCCCGUUCCGUUGUUACUCGUCAAAGAGUUGUCCACCGAAGAUUGAGAUUCGAACGAUUUUCUGUAAAAAAUCAAGUCUGCAAAUGCCCAAGACACAAAUGUCAGGUCAAGUUUUCAAAAUUUUAGUAUUUAACGAAAAAAUCCGCGUUUUUCUCAAACCUAGACUGCAUCUCACGACGGUAAAAUAUGCUUCCAAUCCGCCCAAACCUUCGCCAAUUGAAACUUCCCGUUAUAUUGACAAAACGUUUCGUCGACAUUUUUAACACAGUCUUACGGCAAAUGCACAGUCCUAGAGGCCCCCUCCCGUGGGAGUGUGGUACAAGAUGUGCCGAAAAACCAUCCAAAAAGUUCCAGAAGAAAGAAAUUGAAACCGUUCAAGAGAAAACCUGUCCCAAUCAAUGUGCUGUCUUGCAACGGCCGAAGCGAAACACCUACGAGUGGGUCAUUAACGAAGACGAAAAGCCUUGCGGGCCGUUUGGUCUCAGAAAAGUAGUGGAAAAAACGAUUUGUGAAAUCCGGAGGUUCCAAAAAUGCAUGAAACUGUUCAACAACGAAGCCCAAUGCCAAAAUCUGGCACCACCUGCGUGCACCCGCAUUACAAAAACGUACCCAAUGCUCGAGGCGGUUCAUAAAGGUUCACUACCCGGCUGUGCCAUCCCGAUACCAGCAUCAGCAACGAAAAAAACUGAAUAAAACGUCAAACAAAACACGACAAGUGACACAAAAUUUCCAGUCAGGACAAGAAUGAGCAUCCUCUCCAGGCCCCUAAGACACAAUAUUAAUCUAGCUUUUAUCAGACACUACUUCUGGAGAAAAGUCAAAGAGGGAUGCGAAUGUCCGCCACCACCACCCGAUAAAAUCGUCGAAGAGAAAAAAUGUAUUCCUUGCAGUUUCGUCAAUUGGAAGCCUAAACCCAGGACAGUCAUCGAAUGCAAGCUCAAAGACAGCAAGAAACCCAAACAACCGAGAAGAUGCUACGCUGGAAUGAGGCUGAAACCGCCCGCGCCUGACUGCAAAGGCGAAGAGAUCGAUCCUUUUAAAAAGAAAUGUUGCCAAGGACAUAAGGAACAACCCCCGGAAGAAGCCCCAGCCGCUAAAGUGCCCGAAAAACCGAUCCCGUUCGCCGACUGGGACAUUAACUGUAAAGAAUAAGCAAAAAAAUGUAAAAUACAAAACGAAAUAAAGCAACUGAAAUUAUCUCAAUAAAUAAUAAAAUCGCUGAUCCGUUACAGAAAGAUUCUUUGGAGCUCGGGAUGCGAAACAAUAAUAAAAAAUACACAACAAAUGCAUUUUUGCCACUUACUGCCAGGUGUAGGAGGUCGUAGGCGUGGACGCUUCCUCCGAAUGCAAGCUCAGCGAAUCCAAAUUGACGCUCUGCUCCACACUAUCGAAAAAAUCGGUGGCCUCGGACGCAAUCUCAGCCCCGUGCUCAUUCUUCGUCGGCGACUCGAUAUCCGACAUGCACAAAAGCGGCGGCAAAUGAAUCGUGUAAAGCAAUUUCAGUCUUUGAGCCGGAUCUGCACUUGCUGUUAACCCAAUUCCAGCAACAAGUUCCCGGAAAUUAAUAUAACCAUCACGAUUUGCGUCCAACAACU
Messenger RNA from Tribolium castaneum (red flour beetle), 4702 nucleotides. Its product is annotated as polycomb. The transcript is spliced from 5 exons. Gene Ontology annotation, biological process: negative regulation of transcription by RNA polymerase II. Gene Ontology annotation, cellular component: chromatin; PRC1 complex. Gene Ontology annotation, molecular function: chromatin binding. The coding region runs from base 370 to 1560 and encodes 396 amino acids. The record is from RefSeq and is a predicted model, not a curated record. Lineage: Eukaryota; Metazoa; Arthropoda; Insecta; Coleoptera; Tenebrionidae.